AGGCCUUUCUCACAUUUCCUGCUUCCGGAAAUAUGACGUUGAGCAAUGCAGUGGUCUCGCGCUUCCGGUUUUAGAUUUGCAAUGGCCGAAUCCUCUCGCCGGUGUUACUGCAGCGUUCCUGCUUGCUCUAACUCGAAACAGAGACACCCCUACCUCAGUUUUCAUGAUUUUCCCAAAGACGAAGGCUUGCGAAAGUCCUGGGUGAGAUUAAUAAGGAGGGACGAGGGUCCGUUUUUUAAUAUACUCCGCGGGAGCACCCACGUAUGUAGCCUGCACUUCGACAGUGCAGACAUUUACGUUUCGAAAAGUGGCAGAAAACGCUUAAAACCUGGAGCUUUGCCUCGCCGUUUUGCCUGGAACAACUGGGGAAAGGACCAGACAUCUCGGGAGUCCGCCUUCGAUCGCGCUAGAGCUCGUCUUGGAGUUGACGUUCGUGCAGAGAAUGUUGCUACUCAGGCUAACCAUACAGCCGAUGAAGCUAACCAAGUUUCAGCUGUGGAUGAAGAGGACGAGCUACAACCUACAACAGACCAUAACUACUGUGCGUGCUCUCAUCCUUCAGGUGACUCUGCUGCUGAAAGGAUCAGAGAAUUGGAAGCCAGGGUCAGAGAAUUAGAAUCUCAACUCCAGGACAUGUCUGCCACAACACUGCAAAUCAACAGAUAUUGUUCAACUGAUGAAGAGUUCAGAUUUUACACACGGUUUACAUCAGAGAAAGUCUUUUUGAUCUUCUGGGAUUCUGUCACCCCCUCAGCAUCAAGGUUAGUCUACUGGAGUAAGGCACAGAGGGUUGAGGAUGUCAUGGAAAUUGAGAAACCAAGUCCAAACCGGAGACUAGCACUUGUGGAUGAAUUCUUCAUGUACUGCUGCCGUGUUGCUGUUGGCCUGAAAGAAAAGGUCUUAGCCGACAUCUUUGGAGUCAGCACUGCAACUGUAAGCAGAGUAAUCAUAACAUGGGCCAACUAUUUGUACCUUGUCUUAGGAUCAAUGCCAAUCUGGAUGUCGAGGGAGCAAGUUCAAGCAACAAUGCCGGAGAAGUUUACACGGUACUGUUCAAAUGUGAGGGUGAUUCUGGACUGUACCGAAGUCAGAUGUGAAACACCAUCAUCUCUUACUCUCCAGUCUGAAACAUUUUCAGCAUACAAAAAUCACACCACUUUCAAAGCAUUGAUAGGUGUGGCCCCAUGUGGUGUGAUCACAUUUGUUUCAAAGCUUUUCACAGGCUCAAUAUCUGACCAAGAAAUUACAAGGCAGUCUGGAAUUCUCACAUUACUGGAGCCAGGAGAUGCAUGCAUGGCAGACAAGGGCUUCAUUAUUGACCAGAUGCUGUCUGAGGUUGGUGCAAGUCUCAUUAUCCCCCCUUUCAAACGAGGUACCUGCUUCAGCAAAGAGGAAACAGAAAAAACACAAGCAAUAGCUCGUCUCCGGAUCCUGGUGGAGAGAGCUAUCAGGAGAGUCAAGGAAUACCACAUUUGGGACACAACCAUUCCUCUGACCCUCUCAGGCUCAGUCAAUCAGCUAUGGACUAACUGCUGUUUAAUGACAAAUUACCAAGGACCGUUAGAAAAAAAGAGCAAUUUACCAGUUUAAAACUCAGACACAAUUGCAUGUUUAUAUUUUUAAUAAUAAUAAAAAAAUAAUAAUAAAAUAAUAAUAAA
Messenger RNA from Astyanax mexicanus (Mexican tetra), 1658 nucleotides. RefSeq lists its product as uncharacterized. The coding region runs from base 46 to 1590 and encodes 514 amino acids. The record is from RefSeq and is a predicted model, not a curated record. The transcript is spliced from 2 exons. NCBI's taxonomy places the organism in Eukaryota, Metazoa, Chordata, Actinopteri, Characiformes, Acestrorhamphidae.